CAGAAAAUUUUCUCUGUUAAAAGUUUUGUGUUCGUAAAAAUAAUUUAUCGUGGAAAAAAAAAAGAAUUUACAAAUAUAAAAGUUGCAUUUUAUUAAAAAGGUAUUGUUAGUUAAGAUUUCCAAAGGAAAUGAGUGAGACUCCGCCGCAUUCAAAUGCGGGAGAAAUGCAGCCGCCGCAGUCUGACAAUGGGCAUGGCGAACGCGAUUAUCGUGGCAAACAUGACAAUUCAGAUCGGUCUCGUUCCCGAUCCAAAGACCACCACAGUCGAGAUGGCCGUGAAAAAGAUAAAGAACGGGAUAGGGAAAGAAAGAAAAGGGAUCGAUCUCGCGAACGUCAUCGUGAUAGAGAGAGUAAAGAUCAAGAACCUUUUCGCGAUAGCCGCGAAAAGGACCGUUAUAAGAGGGAUCGUGAUCGUGAACGUGAUCGUAGCAACCGCGAGAGAGAUCGGGAUAGGGAAAGAGAGCGGGAUCGUGAUCGCGAUAGGGAGCGUAGAAGGGGAAGCCAUGAUCGGGACCGAGAUCGUAGCUCCCGUUCACGCCGUAGUCAUUCUAGAAGUCAUUCAAAACGGAGUCGGUCACGUAGUAAUGACUAUGAUAACCGUAGGAAACGUCGUUCACAUAGCCGUUCUGAUAGACGUGAUCGCGACCGCGUUCGUGACCGUGGCGGUCGUUCACGAAGCCGCAGUUUUGAGAAUCGUAGACAUGAACGUAACAGCAGAGAACGAGAACGUAGUCAAAGCAACGCUGUUGAUUCUGAUUUCCGUAAUGGUCGCGAUAAUCGCAUGGAAACAAUCAAGGAGGAAUCCCGUGAAAGGGGUUUUGAUCUAACACAGACUAUUCAAGAGUUAAUGAAUAGCACCACUUCCACUAAAAACUUUGCAGCGCUAUUUCAAUGUUCUAACAGUAAUGACUCGUGCAGCAACGGACCAUCUGAAAAUUCCCAGGACGAUACUGAUCGAAAGCGGCGCAAAAGGUCACGUUGGGGCGGUACCGAGAAUGAUAAAACGUUCAUACCAGGAAUGCCAACAAUUUUGCCGCCAACUCUUGACUCCGCCCAACAGGAAGCAUAUUUAGUUCAACUAGAAAUUGAAGAAAUCAGCCGCAAAUUACGCACCGGAGAUCUGGGAAUACCGCAGAAUCCAGAAGAAAGGUCACCAUCACCCGAACCAAUUUAUAGUUCUGAUGGCAAACGUCUGAAUACACGUGAAUUCCGCUUUCGUAAGCGUCUGGAAGAGCGUCGCCAUCAAUUGAUACAGAAAAUGCAAAGUGUUAAUCCGGAGUUCAAACCUCCGGCUGAUUACAAACCACCAGUAACACGUGUUAGCGAUAAAGUAUUGAUACCACAAGAACAACAUCCUGAUAUUAAUUUCGUUGGUCUGCUGAUAGGACCACGUGGAAAUACUUUAAAGGCAAUGGAGAAAGAAACGGGCGCUAAAAUUAUUAUACGUGGCAAAGGUUCCGUAAAGGAGGGUAAAGUCGGUCGUAAAGAUGGUCAACCAUUGCCAGGUGAAGAUGAGCCACUGCAUGCAUUUAUCACUGCACCAAAUCCAGAGGCUGUCAAAAAAGCUGUGGAUAAGAUUAAAGACGUCAUACGUCAAGGCAUCGAAGUGCCGGAGGGCCAUAAUGACUUGCGUCGCAUGCAAUUGAGAGAAUUAGCACAAUUGAAUGGCACAUUGCGCGAAACUGAUUGCCCACGUUGCACCAAUUGUGGUUCGAGUGAGCAUAAGUCGUGGUUGUGUCCUGAUAAGCCCAAUGUGACCAACAGUAUUGUUUGUACAUCCUGCGGUGGUGCCGGUCAUAUUUCAAAAGAUUGUCGCAGUAAGCGACCAGGUGCCGCAGGUGAAGUGACAACUGAAGAUUCACAGGCUAAAAUAGAUGAGGAGUAUAUGAGUUUGAUGGCUGAAUUAGGUGAAGGUCCACCGCCGAGCGCACCAAAAGCCACCGUUGAUCCACUCGCUCAAGUUCACCUCAACCGUGGUUAUAGUCUCUUCGAUAAGAAGCCAGCACAAACAUUGGCUAUACAAGCGCCGCCACCAACAAUUGCACAACCUGUGCCAACAACUGUGCCGCCACCCAUGCAUACUGGUCCACCACCGCCACCUAUUCCACCCACUUGGGGUGGAUCCGCUGCACCAAUGCCACCCUUAAUUCCCCCUCCAUGGAUUAGUGCUGCACCACCACCGCCACCGGGCGGUGAAGCAUUACCACCACCACCAAUACCAGGUGCUUCAUUGCCACCACCGCCACCAGGUACUGGCCCAAUGCCACCUUUGCUGCCACCCCCUCCCGGCACUCAAGCUCCAUUGCCACCAUGGUCACCACCAGCACCAGGCGGCAUGAUGCCACCCGGAUUCGGUGGAUGGGGUGGUCCUAGCUUCAUGCCAGCACCGCCAUGCGUGCCGCCACCACCCCCAUGUGCGCCGCCACCGCCCGGUAUGCCAGCGUUGAAUCAACCGCCACCACCACCACCACCAUCUAAUUAAAAACCGUUUGUGGUUAAGAUAACCAGAGAGAACUAGUGUCAAUAAACAAAUUAUAAUAUUGUCAAUUGCUUAAGCCAGACACUGCAUGAGUUCCCAUUGACAACCAACAUUAGCGGAGCGUUUGAAUAAAUGCAAAAAAUAUUAAAUUUACACUGAUUUUAGAAUUGAACGUUUAUCAAUUCGUUGGAUUCUCCUGUAAAGUUAUAGAAAAAAUUUGUAUUUUAAAAUGCAAAACUUGUAAUUUUCAUGUUUAAUUCAUUCACCAAAUAAAACUAUAUAAAGUACGCAACUUAGUACUUGAGAAUA
Molecule: messenger RNA, 2789 nt
Organism: Ceratitis capitata (Mediterranean fruit fly)
Lineage: Eukaryota; Metazoa; Arthropoda; Insecta; Diptera; Tephritidae
Gene: SF1
Product: splicing factor 1
Exons: 6
Coding region: 129-2483 (784 amino acids)
Biological process (GO): regulation of mRNA splicing, via spliceosome
Cellular component (GO): nucleus
Molecular function (GO): zinc ion binding; mRNA binding
Source: RefSeq, a predicted model, not a curated record